GCCAUCUGGAUCUACCAGUUCCGGCUGAUUGUGCUGGGCGACUCCACCGUGGGCAAGUCGUGCCUGCUGCACCGCUUCACCGAGGGCCGCUUCCCCGGGCCGCUGCACUGCGACCCCACCGUAGGGGUGGACUUCUUCUCCCGCCUCGUGGAGAUCGAGCCCGGCAAGAGGGUCAAGCUGCAGCUGUGGGACACGGCGGGGCAGGAGCGCUUCAGAUCAAUAACACGAUCUUAUUACCGCAAUUCUGUUGGUGGCUUACUGGUGUUUGACAUCACAAACCGGCGAUCUUUUGAACAUGUGAAAGACUGGCUAGAAGAAGCUAAAAUGCAUGUACAGCCUUUUCGAAUUGUAUUUCUGUUAGUAGGACAUAAAUGCGACUUAGUGUCACAGCGACAAGUUACAAGAGAAGAAGCUGAAAAACUGUCAUCUGACUGUGGGAUGAAAUACAUAGAAACCUCAGCAAAAGAUGCCACAAACGUUGAGGAAUCAUUUACGAUUCUUACCCGAGACAUAUAUGAACUUGUCAAAAAAGGAGAAAUUUCUAUACAGGAUGGAUGGGAUGGUGUUAAGAGUGGCUUUGUUCCAAAUGUUGUACAUUCAUCAGAGGAGGCUGUAAAGCCUAAAAGACGAUGCAACUGCUAAAUUCAUAGCAUGCCAAAGAACACAUCAGGUGUUCAUAGAAUGAU
Messenger RNA from Alligator sinensis (Chinese alligator), 686 nucleotides. RefSeq names its product RAB39A, member RAS oncogene family (gene RAB39A). The annotation marks the transcript as partial. Gene Ontology annotation, molecular function: GTP binding; GTPase activity. Lineage: Eukaryota; Metazoa; Chordata; Crocodylia; Alligatoridae. The transcript has 2 exons. Gene Ontology annotation, biological process: Rab protein signal transduction. The record is from RefSeq and is a predicted model, not a curated record. Gene Ontology annotation, cellular component: Golgi membrane.